Molecule: messenger RNA, 3807 nt
Organism: Stegostoma tigrinum
Lineage: Eukaryota; Metazoa; Chordata; Chondrichthyes; Orectolobiformes; Stegostomatidae
Product: calcium/manganese antiporter SLC30A10
Exons: 4
Coding region: 125-1372 (415 amino acids)
Biological process (GO): zinc ion transmembrane transport; detoxification of zinc ion; intracellular zinc ion homeostasis
Cellular component (GO): membrane
Molecular function (GO): zinc ion transmembrane transporter activity
Source: RefSeq, a predicted model, not a curated record
GACUUGCCGUACAGGGGUGAUGUUUGUUUUGGAGAGACGCCACAUCUGUCUGUGUGUGUGUGUGUGUCUGUCUGACUGUGUGUGUGUGGGGUAGUAGAGACCGCCUACCUUCCAAUCACCGGCAAUGGGCAGAUCCAAGUGCAGGAACGGCCGCCUCAUCUUCAUGUUGGUGAUCACUGCCGGCUUCUUCGUGGUCGAGCUGGUGGUCGGGCACCUGGGCAACUCCCUGGCGCUGGUGUCCGACUCCUUCAACAUGCUGUCCGACCUCAUCUCGCUGGUGAUCGGCCUGGUGGCGGCCAGCCUCGGCAAGAUCCGGAGACAUCCCCGGAACACGUACGGUUUCGCCAGGGCUGAGGUAGUGGGCGCGCUGGCCAACGCCGUCUUCCUGGCCGCCCUCACCUUCACCAUCUUGGCCGAGGCCAUCAUCCGCCUCAUCAGGCCGCAGAGGAUCGACGACGUAGAGCUGGUGCUGAUCGUCGGAGCCCUUGGGCUGGCGGUGAACAUCAUCGGGCUCAUCCUCUUCCAGGACUGUUGCUUCCAGAAACAAGUCUCCAGCAAACCUACAGGUUACUUGGCAACGGGUACCGGAGAACAAAGAGAAAACAAAGCGCCGGCAACUGCAUCAGCUUUAAAUAUUCGAGGUGUUUUUCUACAUGUAAUGGGUGAUGCAUUAGGAUCUGUGGUGGUGGUCGUCGCUGCUACUAUAUUCUAUGUGCUUCCACUUAAUGAAGAUGAAUUCUGUAACUGGAAAUGCUAUGUAGAUCCGAGUAUGACAAUCAUCAUGGUUAUUAUCGUUCUGUCAUCUGCUUUCCCACUCAUAAAAGAAACAGCCAUUAUUCUGCUCCAGAUGGUACCCAGGGGGGUCAAACUGCAUGAUUUUGAUGAAAAAUUGUGUACACUUGAUGGAGUGUGUGGGAUUCAUGAACUCCAUGUAUGGGAGUUGGCUGGAGGUAGGAAUAUUGCUUCACUUCAUGUGAAAUGCCUGGAUCUUUCCACCUACAAAACAGCAGCAGUACAAAUACGUGAAAUCUUCCAUAAUGCAGGAAUUCACUCUGUCACCAUUCAGGUAGAGUUUGUUGAUACAGUACCUGGUUCAGCCCUAAUGUGCAAUUUUCCCUGUAUCCAAAAGGAAUGUGAAAGUAAAAUGUGCUGCAUUUCUCAAAAUGACAACGGCCAAGAUGCAGAAGGUUCCAUAGAGAUGCUUAACAAUCCUCCGGAGGCAUCGGGUAAUGGCCUCAUGAAUAGCAAUGCAGCUGAAGAUAAUGUAGAAGAACUUUCCAUUCUUCCACCCUCUGAUCUGAUAACAACUAAACAGAAAGAAAGAAUGGAAGCUACAAAUGGGCUGUCGAAUUUGCACAGCACGCCACUAUAAUUUGAUCUUAUAGGCGAAAAAGAUUUUGCAUUGAAGUUGAAUUUAGGACUGGUAAACUGACAGAUAAUACUUGUUAUAAAAAGCAAGACUGCUACAGAAAGUUUGAUGUAAUUUUAAUAACUUGUAGCUUCUUCGUGAUAACCGGUCUGAAAUGAGUUUGAUGAACUAAAUGAAGAUCACAGUAGUGAUUUUAUUUGCGCUGUUAUAAGAAGUGAAAUGAAGUGGUAAAUUACAAUUUUAAUGUUUUACCCCUUGUGUAGUAACUGACUUAUAUAGUAAAUCUGAGUGAAUUCCUCAGAUCUGUUUAAUUUCAGUUGCAUGAAAUCUCUGACUUUGACAUUGCUGUCAGAUGUCCUGUAUUGACCAUUUUUCUUCAAAGCAAGAAAGAAAUCACUUAAAUUGUUCCCAUUUCAUCAAACCAGAGCUAUUGAAAUUUUCUUUGCAUAAUUCGGUAUCAUGAAAUUAUCAGGUACCAGGGAUUUUUUUUUUGACCUAACUGUUCAGCACUGUUGUUUUCAGACAAGCUGCUCAUUCUAAUAAGUAUGUCUGGAGUGUGUCAGUCUGAUAGCUAAUCUGUGUUCUUCAUUAAAAGAAGGUGUGACAUGUUUUGUUGCCACAUGAGUUUUAUUAAUUACAGUUACAAACACUGGGGUAAUUGAGUGAGAGACUUGUCUUUGUACUUAAAAGUGAUUCGGAUCCAGUGAAUUCCUAAGAUUGAGGUAGUAUGCUUUCGAUACUGAGUAAGAGUCAAAAUUCAUGGAUUUGGAGAUGGCUGGAAACAAGCUUUCAUCUGGGUUUGGUGUGGGAGCCACAGGAUUCUUGUAUUCUAACCAAAUGAUUGCUUUAAAUUCCAGUGUCAUUGAUAGGUUUGGAUUGGGUGGGGUGAAGGGUAGGGGGAAUGGGAUUUGGAUGAUGACAGGAGGAGAGCAAACUUGCCAUCCUUCCUGAUCUCAAGGGGACGUAUCUUGGGAGUCUACACCACUUUGGGAAUUUGGCCAUGUAUGUCCUUAUUAAAAUUUGUGGAUGACUUUAUUCAGUAAUUUUUGGCUAAUUUGUAAUUGUAAUUACUAACCGAUCUCUGAAACCACAUUUACUGCAGUAGUUGUGAAUCCUUUUUAGAUAUUUGGAUGUUGUAGUUUUGUUUCCAGAUCCACUUGUCACAAAAUCACGUCUCUAAUUUAUUGAUAUGUACUGCUACUCAUGCCAGGACAUGUGAUUAGAACAUUGUUCUUACAAGAGUCAUAAAUGUAAUUCUUGCGGCAAUUUUUCGAGAUGUUAAAAAACCUGUGAAGUGAAUAAAGCAAAAGUGGGUCUAGAGAUGAAGUGUUUUCUUCUGUGUAUUUGAAACAGACUCCAGCCAAAGCAUUUAAUACUAAAUAAGCCUCCACAUAAGAGAUUUAGGCUGUAAGUUUAAAUAAGUAUGUUGAGGUUUCGCUUCAUUAACUUUUUGGGAGGGAAAUGGAGAGAGGUAUUUCACAAUUUGACUCAAUUGGUUACAUAUGUCAGGAAUUGUUUGUAUUCAGGUAGAUGGUAUGUGAAAGAAACAAGUUAGAUGGGUUGAAUUUUAUCCUAAUCUCAGCCUGUGGUUUUGUUUUAUACUGUAGCUUCACUUCGAUUUACAGUAUGCCUUGUAAUGAUUUGUUUCUGUCCUGAGUACUUUGUACCACAUUGCCAAAAAACCAUUUGUUGCCAAAUUUUUGUACCUCAUUGCCAAAAAACCAUUUGUUGGCGAAGCAUAAAGUCCAAAACGAUUAGAAAAGCAGAAACUAUUAGGAUGAUCGGAAAGGAUUCUUUCAUUUCUCCAGAAAUGAAUCUGCAAUCUUAAAUUAUACUUUAAGCAUAGAACGUGGUAGAAAUAUAUCCUUCUUUUAGCUUACGUAUGCAGUUAUCAUACAGCAGUAUCCAAUCAGAUUAACUGUCAUGCCGUUUGCUGGGGGUUCAGACAUUCUUGUAAGAAACGGUUCAUGUUAACGAGCAAAAUCUUUAUCAAAUUUUAAAUUACUGCUUCGAACUGCCUUUCAAAAAUGUUGUGAUUUGUAGCCAUUCUGAAGAUUGCAGUUAAUUCUGGUUGAAAAUUCCUGCGGAAAUGUUUUUCUUUUGUUCUAUUACCUCUGUUUGUAGUUAAUGUGUUGCAAUAAAAAGUGGAUACUGUACACUGUGAAAGUAAUCAUCCUGCACAAGUAUUAAUGGUCAUGAUAUGGUGUACUUUUUGUCAUUGAUAUGCUUUUAAUGAAUGAAUGAUCCUUGAGAAUGUAGACAAGUUUGAGUCAGUAUAAAAGUAAUACUUGAAAUUUGCAUAUAAAUGUACUUAUUUUAAAAUGUUACUCUCAUUGAGAGAGUAAAGCUACCUGUUGUAAGAUGUGAGUGUUUACCUAAGCAAGAAAAUAAAAUAAAUCUUUGUGAUGGUAAUGUUACUGUUUAAAGAAUUGAAUAGU